Messenger RNA from Bipolaris victoriae FI3, 345 nucleotides. RefSeq lists its product as hypothetical. Bases 1 to 345 code for a protein of 114 amino acids. The transcript is spliced from 2 exons. NCBI's taxonomy places the organism in Eukaryota, Fungi, Ascomycota, Dothideomycetes, Pleosporales, Pleosporaceae. The record is from RefSeq and is a predicted model, not a curated record.
AUGAAGCUCAACACUAUCUUCCUCGCUGCCAUGGCCUCUUUCGUUCUCGCCGGCCCCCUCGCGGUCCCGGACGACGUCCCUGCCCUCAUCGCCGAGCCUGAGCGCGCUCCCGUCAACACCGAGGCCACCGGCACUGAGGCCAUCAACGCAGCUCCUGCCCGCGACUGCCGCCAGUGCGAUGAUUUCUACCGCAAGUGCAUGGGCGUAAAUGAUAAGAUGCUAACGAUUGAAUGGUCUACUUGGUGCUGGUACGAUCCCAUGGCCUGCUCAAAGACUUGCAACCUCGAUACUUGUCGCAAGUUUAACAAGGCUUGCACUCCCUGUGGCUACACUGAUAGGUGCUAA